Ipomoea triloba (trilobed morning glory) is the source of this 3414-nucleotide messenger RNA. RefSeq names its product LRR receptor-like serine/threonine-protein kinase ERL2. The transcript has 26 exons. Gene Ontology annotation, molecular function: receptor serine/threonine kinase binding; protein kinase activity; ATP binding. Gene Ontology annotation, biological process: protein phosphorylation. Lineage: Eukaryota; Viridiplantae; Streptophyta; Magnoliopsida; Solanales; Convolvulaceae. The coding region runs from base 169 to 3168 and encodes 999 amino acids. The record is from RefSeq and is a predicted model, not a curated record.
GACACACAGAAACAAAGCACUCACUCUAAUCUAAGCUAAUAGCCUAAUAGGUAUCAGCUAGCUAGCUAGCCUCUCCGUUGAGAUAAAACCCAUUCUCUCUUGCUCUUUUGCUUUUUCGUCUGUCCCGGAAUAGUGGAGAAAGUUUAUUUGUUCCCUGGGAUCAGGAAGAUGAAGUUUGCUAUUGCUUGCGCAUUGUGUGUCAUUUUGCUUUCGUUUCAUCUUACUUCAUGUAUCGGAGACGAGGGUAAAACACUUAUGUAUAUUAAAGAAUCUUUUAGCAAUGUGGCUAAUGUGCUGCUAGACUGGGAUGAUGUCCACAACCAAGAUUUUUGCUCAUGGAGGGGUGUAUCUUGUGGCAAUUUUAGUAUGUCGGUUGUUUCUCUGAACCUGUCAAAUCUGAACUUGGGAGGUGAAAUUUCACCAGCCAUAGGCGAUUUAAGGAAUCUGCAAUCUAUAGACCUUCAAGGAAACCAAUUAACUGGUCAAAUUCCAGAUGAGAUAGGAAACUGCAUUUCGUUGAUUCUGCUUGAUCUGUCUGAUAAUUUGCUCUAUGGUGAUAUACCCUUCUCAAUCUCAAAGCUAAAGCAGCUCGAGUUGUUAAACUUGAAGAACAACCAACUUAUAGGACCCAUCCCAUCAACGUUAACACAGAUUCCCAACCUGAAAACUCUUGAUCUUGCUCGAAACAAACUCAGUGGUGAGAUUCCAAGAUUGAUCUAUUGGAAUGAAGUCUUGCAAUAUCUCGGUCUGCGAGGCAAUUACUUAACUGGAACGCUGUCCCCUGAUAUGUGCCAGUUGACUGGCCUGUGGUAUUUUGAUGUACGGGGCAACAACCUGACUGGGACAAUUCCAGAUAACAUUGGCAAUUGUACAAGCUUUGAAAUCUUGGACAUUUCAUACAACCAAAUUACUGGAGAGAUUCCUUACAAUAUUGGAUUUCUGCAAGUUGCAACUCUGUCUUUACAAGGCAAUAGGCUCUCAGGUGUAAUUCCUGAGGUUAUAGGUCUAAUGCAAGCACUUGCCGUUCUGGACUUAAGUGAGAAUGAACUAGAAGGGCCAAUUCCACAUAUUCUUGGCAAUCUGUCCUACACUGGGAAGCUGUACCUCCAUGGAAACAAGCUUACUGGCUCAAUCCCACCAGAAUUGGGAAAUAUGUCAAAACUUAGUUACUUGCAAUUAAAUGACAAUGAACUAGUGGGUAGAAUCCCUUCUGAACUAGGGAAAUUGGAGCAAUUAUUUGAACUGAAUCUUGCAAACAACAAUCUGGAAGGGCCUAUUCCUGAAAACAUAAGCUCUUGUAGGGCUCUGAACCAGUUGAAUGUGCAUGGAAACAACUUGAACGGGUCCAUACCUUCUGGUUUCAGGGAUCUAGAAAGCCUGACUUAUUUGAACCUUUCUUCCAACAAAUUCAAGGGCACCAUACCUUUUGAGCUUGGGCGUAUAAUAAAUCUUGAUACACUGGAUCUCUCUGGCAACGAAUUUUCUGGAUCCAUACCUGCUUCUGUUGGUGAUUUGGAGCAUCUUCUUACAUUGAAUCUAAGUCACAAUCAUCUUGCUGGGCGUAUACCAACUGAAUUCGGGAAUUUGAGAAGUAUUCAGAUUAUCGAUAUGUCUUGCAACAAACUCUCUGGUGCUAUCCCCAAAGACUUGGGGCAACUUCAAAACCUUGGCUCACUCUCUCUUACAAAUAACAAUCUCAGUGGACAAAUUCCCGAACAGCUAACUAAUUGUUUGAGCCUUGUCAGUCUGAAUGUUUCUUACAAUAAUCUCAGUGGUGUUAUUCCCAUUAGCAGGAACUUUUACCGGUUUUCUCCUGACAGCUUCGUCGGGAACCCAUUACUCUGUGGCAACUGGUGUGGUUCCAUAUGUGAUCCAUGUGCAUCAAAGUCUAAAGCUGUUUUUUCUAGAACCGCAGUUGUAUGCAUAACACUAGGAUUCAUUGCUCUUUUAUCCAUGGUGAUAGUUGCAGUUUACAAAUCCAACCAAGCACCACAUUUCAUGAAGGGACCUACAAGUACUAUAGGUAUAACAUUGCUUAAUAAUUCUCUUUUUCUGCUUCAACACUAUAGAGUUUCAUUUACAAUUUUUUUUUUCUCUUCUCACUUGGCUCAAUCAGGUUCUCCAAAACUUGUAGUUCUUCACAUGGAUAUGGCUAUUCAUACUUAUGAGGACAUAAUGAGAUUCACUGAGAAUUUGAGUGAGAAAUACGUAAUUGGAUGUGGUGCUUCAAGCACUGUAUACAAAUGUCAUCUGAAAAAUUCCCGACCAGUUGCCAUUAAGCGAAUUUACACACAGCAUCCCUAUAGCUUGCGUGAGUUUGAGACCGAACUGAAUACAAUUGGCAGCAUAAGGCACAGAAAUGUUGUUAGUUUGCAUGGUUACUCGCUGUCUCCCCAUGGGAACCUCCUCUUCUAUGACUAUAUGGAGAACGGUUCACUAUGGGAUCUUCUUCAUGGUCCCUCUAAGAAGGUUAAACUUGACUGGGAGACGCGUCUAAAAAUUGCUGUUGGAGCUGCUCAGGGGCUUGCGUAUCUACACCAUGAUUGCAACCCAAGAAUUAUCCACCGGGAUGUAAAAUCUUCAAACAUUCUCCUGGAUGAAAAUUUCGAGGCUCAUCUCUCGGACUUUGGGAUUGCAAAAUGCAUAUCUUCAGCAAAGACUCAUACUUCAACCUAUGUUCUUGGCACCAUAGGCUAUAUUGAUCCAGAGUAUGCCAGGACUUCCAGACUAACUGAAAAAUCAGACGUCUAUAGUUUUGGGAUUGUUCUCUUAGAGCUCUUGACAGGAAAGAAGCCAGUGGACAAUGACUUGAACUUGCAUCAGCUGAUACUGUCUAAGGCAGAUAACAACACCGUGAUGGAGGCUGUGGACUCCGAGGUAUCAGUUACAUGCACGGAUUUGAGCCAUGUCAGUAAAACCUUUCAACUUGCACUGCUCUGCACGAAACGGCUACCAUCAGAGAGGCCAACAAUGCAUGAAAUUGUUAGGGUCCUCACCUCGCUGCUUCCACCGCCUCCACUGAAGCCUUGUUUGCCGCCACCAAAAUCCAUAAACUAUGCACAGUUUUUGGUAGAGAAGGGACAGACUGAAAACCAGCAGGAUGGCAAUUCCUCUGAUGCACAAUGGCUGGUGAGAUUCCGGGAAGCCAUAUCCAAAAACACACUUUAAAUCCGAAGGUGUAAGGUUCGUUAACCCAAGUUUUGUUGCAGUUGGCUGUUUUGAUAUACGGUUUAGGACUGAUCAAAGAAAUAUCUGAAUGCCUAGAAAGUCUCUGAUCAUAUAUUUUGUAGUAAUAGAUGUUAUCAGCUGGAAAUUGUACUGUCAUGCAUCUUCUUUUCCUCUUUCCCUGUAUAGUACCAAGUAAUGCUACUCUGUACUCUGUCUAUGGCUUAAUCUAACUAUUUUGGUUUCAUA